Messenger RNA from Rhodamnia argentea, 816 nucleotides. Its product is annotated as probable methyltransferase TCM_000168. Bases 142 to 816 code for a protein of 224 amino acids. Gene Ontology annotation, biological process: methylation. The record is from RefSeq and is a predicted model, not a curated record. Gene Ontology annotation, molecular function: S-adenosylmethionine-dependent methyltransferase activity. The transcript has 3 exons. NCBI's taxonomy places the organism in Eukaryota, Viridiplantae, Streptophyta, Magnoliopsida, Myrtales, Myrtaceae.
CUUUAAUAGCAGUAGAGGUAACUUCACGCGAGUGUCGAACACUUGCAGAUGUUAAUUAUGGGUGCGCGUGAACGCAAAUUGUCUAGUCCCACGAAAAUACGGUCGUGUUUUGAUCUGCAGAGAGCGAUGGGGUGACAGAGCAUGGAAACUGAGCUGAUUCUGAGUAUGAAUGGCGGCUGCGGAGAAGAGACCUAUGCCGAGAACUACAAAAUACAAACCGCAUAUCUUUCCAGGACAAUGCCGGUGUUGCAUGCAGCUUUACUGGAUUUCAGCACCAAGAAACUUCCUGCUACUGUCACGAUCGCCGAUCUCGGCUGCUCUUCCGGGCCAAACACUCUCUUGGCGAUCUCUGAAAGUAUGAGCAUCAUCCACGACAGAUGCCGCCAAUUCGGACGCUCGCCGCUUCAGUUCCUCGUGUUCCUGAACGACCUCCCUUCCAAGGACUUCAACAUGGUCUUCAAGUCCCUUCCAAAGUUCCAGGAGAGGAUGAGGGAAGAGAACGGCCAGGGCUUCGGGCCGUGUUGCAUCGCUGGAGUUCCAGGUUCCUUCUAUGGUAGGCUUUUCUCUUCCACGAGCCUCCAUUGGCUCUCCCAGGUACCUCUGGAGCUGAGCAACCGAUCUAACAAAGCGCUGGUAAAUGAAGGGAAAAUUUAUAUUUCUAGGACAAGUCCACCGGGAGUUGCAGAAGCUUAUUUGGACCAAUCCAGGAGGGACUUCUCUUCAAUUAGAGCAUUUGAAAUGUCCACACUUCUACGAAUUCAACCACUUCUGAUUCUAGAACUCCUAAACGCUCCGGCGGAAAUCAACCGCGCCUGA